CGUCAGCUCCGUUCACAGCAAGCUAACCGAAGCUAUUCGGGUGAUUCAAACUCAAACGUUUCAAGUCAGCCUCCAGGAUGGGAUGUGACGGUGGCACGAUUCCUAAAAGACACGAGUUGGUGAAAGGACCCAAAAAAGUCGAGAAGGUUGAUAAAAAUGCAGAAUUGGCCGCCAAAUGGAAAUACUGUGCCUUGAGCCAGGAAAAACUCCGACGCCCCAUUGUUUCCUGUGACUUGGGAAGGCUGUAUAACAAAGACUCUAUCAUCGAGUAUCUUUUGGAUAAGACCGCCGAGAGACCCAACGUUGAGGCUGUAACUCACAUCCGUGGGAUCAAGGAUAUUAAGGAGCUGAACUUGACUGAUAACCCCGAGUGGAAGGGAGAGCGAAGCAAUACUAAAGGAGACAUAUAUGAAGACAUGCACUGUGGCAUGUUCAUUUGCCCUGUUGUUGGGUUGGAGAUGAACGGCAAGCACAGGUUCUGUUACCUGCAGACCUGUGGCUGUGUCUUUUCUGACAGGGCACUGAAGGAGGUCAAGACAGAAAUCUGCCACAAGUGUGGCGACGGGUUUAAAGUGGAGGAUCUGGUUGUGCUCAAUGGCACGAAGGAGGAGGUGGAGAAGCUGAGGAAGAGGAUGGAAGAGAAGCGGGCCAAAGCCAAAACCAAGAAAUCCAAGAAGAGCAAAGCAGCUGAGACCCAGCUGGUGUCCACAGCGUUGGAAGUCAAAGAGGACACACAAACUGAAGAAGUGGGCCUGACGGGGAGCUCAGAGCAGAAUCCUGGUGAAAGCAGCCAGUCAGCUGUGGCCGGACCCUCUGGAUCCUCCAUUUCCUCUCAAGGCAGCAAGUCUUCCAUGUCUUCCAACAGCAAAAGGUCCUAUCAGGAAAUGACAGAGAAGUCUGAGGUCUUCAAAUCCCUGUUCACCACCCACAGCUCUGCCAAGCGCACCAAAGACCAGACCUCCAACUGGGUCACGCACACCCCGUAUCACUUCUAGGAACCAUCGCUCAUAGCAAAGAUUGCUCCAGAAAUAAAAAAAAACCAUUAACGACGAAGCUAGUCCUACAUUCCCGUCCCUCAACACACACACGUGUGAAAACUCGGUCCCAAUAUGUCUCUUCAGUCCCCUGUAGCUCAGUGUUUGUGUGUUGUCGAUAUUUUGUUAAUGGCUCCCCGAGCUCUUCAGCCUCUUUUGUUUUGUAACUUCACUCCUGUGUAUUCCCCAACCUCUCCAUGUCCCCAGUCAGAGGGGCUCUGAGAAUUGAUGCCAGGUGACAUUUUUUUUUAUCUCUGUCACUCUGCUGUCUCCUUGUGGCCAGAGUGCAUAGUUUUUUAAGGGAUUCCUUCAUCAGGGGCUUCUCAAUUUUAAUAUUCCGUUAAGGCAAAAUAAAGUAGAAUCUCUACAUCUUUAAAGCAUUUUUUUCUGUUAUUUGGUCUUCAGGUUUUUUUUUUUUUAGCUCACCCAGUGUUAGCUUGGUCACCCUUGUUAUACUAUUUAACACAGAACAAUGUGAUAUAUUUUCAUCGCCAUGCUUGUUUAUUUUCUUUAAAAAAAAAAGGUUUAAUUUGUUUAGCAACAUGACGACAUUUGGAAGCAUCUUGGUUAUUAACAGCCACGCAGAUUAGCGAAAAAAUCUUUGACUGUGUAAUACAAGCAUCAAUUUUGGUAGAAAUUUUCGAGACCUAUAUUUUUGAAAAAUGGAAAAAACAAUAUGGCCGCUAUUUUCCAAGAUGGCCACCAGCAGAUGCGGUUAUAUAUAUGUAAUUGGGUUAUCCAAUUUUGAUUAACUCUGAAUUUCUGCUUCCGAGCAAAUGGGUCGAGUCUGGCAUCAUCAACCCCAUCAGCAGUGCUGUUCUUGUCGUCCAUUGUUACAAAAAACCUGCAGCUGACGUCUGCAUCAUGUGUGACUGGUGGGUAUUGGCUGAGGUUCCCAGGUUUGCCAUGCAGUCUAUUUGCCUCCUACCACAAAAGGCUGAUACAACAUUACAGCCGGUGAACGUGUGAAAGAAAAGGAAGCUGCAGACUAACAAAAAGAGCAAUUAAUAAAAAGAAAUGACCUUUAUCUUGAAAAAUGGCAGCCACAUUGAAUUUUCCUUGGCACCAUUGAAUUUCUUGUGUCAAAAUGCAUACAUUUUAAUGUCUAGAUCAACAAAAUAUGUCAAGCCAUUCUAGUUCUACACUGAAACACCAUUAUUACCUUUUUUGGCAACGGCCAUCUUGAAAAAUGGCCGCCAUCUAGGAGUGGAUACCGGGCCUUUCUGAAAGAGUCGUAUUUGGGCAUUAAUCAUACCAAAUGUGGUGCUUGUAUCACCAAGUGAACGAUUGUUAUGGACUAUUGACUUAAUCUGCUGGACUUGCUGAAGCUUCUAAAGCUCAUGAAUCAACAGAAUAUUGCCCUCAGCAGAAUAAAUACAAACAUUCUUAUGUAUUGCAUAACAGAUGUUUCUUAUACUUUAGAAUCAUCAGCAAACUUUUCUUUUAAAAGGAAGACCAUUGACAUGAACAUAUUUAAAUAUAUGUUGGCUUUCAGUUUAACAACUAAAUAUAUUGAAUCAUUACAUUUUAACAGUUGUCUUUUUGAGGACAUUCAGAAUUUGUUCCUCUGGUUUUCAGUUGGAUUGUUUGUUUUCUUUCUUUGAAUGUGACAAGUAAAUGCCAAAAAAUAAAUUUAUAUUGAGUCCA
Gasterosteus aculeatus aculeatus (three-spined stickleback) is the source of this 2681-nucleotide messenger RNA. It is a transcript of the gene rtf2, whose product is annotated as replication termination factor 2. The record is from RefSeq and is a predicted model, not a curated record. NCBI's taxonomy places the organism in Eukaryota, Metazoa, Chordata, Actinopteri, Perciformes, Gasterosteidae. Gene Ontology annotation, biological process: mitotic DNA replication termination. Gene Ontology annotation, cellular component: nucleus.